Macrobrachium nipponense is the source of this 768-nucleotide messenger RNA. Its product is annotated as glutamyl-tRNA(Gln) amidotransferase subunit C, mitochondrial-like. Gene Ontology annotation, biological process: regulation of translational fidelity; glutaminyl-tRNAGln biosynthesis via transamidation. Gene Ontology annotation, molecular function: glutaminyl-tRNA synthase (glutamine-hydrolyzing) activity. The record is from RefSeq and is a predicted model, not a curated record. NCBI's taxonomy places the organism in Eukaryota, Metazoa, Arthropoda, Malacostraca, Decapoda, Palaemonidae.
ACUAGGUAUACUAGGAUUAAAUGAUAGAAAUAGGAUAAAAGGAGAAGAUACAAAAUGUUUAUACUGUGAGGAACAAAAUGAAAAUUUAGAACAUUUCUUACUUUACUGUCCAGCAUACAAUGAAAUUAGAAAUAGAUAUAGCUUUAUGCAGCAACCAUAUCAAGAAAAUAAAGAGGAAUUAGUAGCAAAUAUAAUCUUAUUGGUAGUACUAAUGAGGGAGGAAGUGGAGAAUAGGAAAGAUUUUAUAAAAGAAAUGUGGUAUUUCAGAGAGAAGAAGCUCAAGCAAACACAAACAUAGGAGGAAUAAAAGAAGCAAGGGAGCCGUUUCAAAGGCAUAUCCCACCCACUACUACUACUACUACUACGGCUGGGUCGAUAUGAACCGAUAUAUUUAGUAUAUUUAACUAUGAACAUUUGACAUACUGAAUAAUACAUUGAUGAAAUGCUUCGACAAACAUCAAGGCACCUCCUCUAUUUAUUGAGAAGACAUAGUGCCAUAACAUCAAAGUCUAGACUUUGUUCAUCUACAUCGAAAGGUAAACAAUCAACAGUCCCACAGCAGCCAGUGGAUUCAGAUGUUAGUCAUGACAUCGUAUCCGGUGUAACUAUCGAUAUGGAUUUAGUUCAGCAUCUUGAAAAACUUUCUCUUGUAGACUUUGCUAAUAAGGAAGGCCUAACAAGAUUACAGGCUGCCAUAAGCUUUGCAGAUCAGCUAGCUCAGGUUGACACAGAAGAUGUAGAACCAAUGUAUUCUGUUCUUGAAGACAG